AUAUUACAAAAAGAAAGAAAAUGGGAAAGUUUCGUUCAAAACUAAAGCGUCAUACCAAGGGAAAGAAUUGGAGUAAAGGUCACUCGUCCACUUCGAAUCCUGAACAAAUGAAACAUCGCCUCAAAGCCAAGUCGAGAUUUUUUCAACCAAAUUUGAGUUUGGUUCCCAAGGAAGAAACCAAGAACCCCAACUCGCUGACUCUGGAAGCUGUGUUAAAACAUGAACAACGUUUGGCCUAUAAUGCCGACACCACAACGGUCAAUGAUGUUGCUGGUAGUUUGAAAUCGUUUAGCAUAACAGACGAAGAUGAUGAACUAAUGUCCGAGUCCCAAGGUGGUGGUACCUUUAAAACCUUUAAAACAUUCGCCUCCAACUACAGUACCUGUAGUAAUAUGAGUUUCAAGAAACUGCUGGUGGGUUUCAGGGCAUCUUCAGAUUUACACAAAGAAAUGUUGGCAAUUUUAACAGCCCUCACCGAGAUCAUUAAAGAACGUGGUGGUAAUGAAUCGUCCACAGAGUAUUUCCUCUUGUUGAUGGAACAGAUCGAAGCCAGUACAGAGGAUAAGGAUAUUAUUGCUGGUAUAUCAUUGCUGGGUAUGGGUAUUAAAUCAGUACCAGCCCCUGUGUUGAGGAAACGUUUCAGUGAAACUGCUCAGACCCUAAUGUCAUGUAUGCAGCGUUUCAUUGAUUCGCCCAAUCAGAAUAUUAUGAAAUAUAUAAUUGGUUGUUUGUCGGUAUUGCUGAGAGCCCAGGAUUAUAUGACCUGGACAUAUUCCUCGACCUGGCAGUAUAUUGAUACACUUCUUUCGUUUUGCAUACAUUCUAAGCCAAAGAUACGCAAAUCAGCUCAACAUGCAAUUGUCUCCAUAAUACAUGGUAGUUCAUUUAUGUUGCCGCCCAAACCUAAAGAUGAGGAGGAUGGUGAUGGUGAUAGCCCCCAGCCAGAUGCAAAUCAACAACAAAUCAAGGCACAUCCAGCCAGCAAUCGUGUUACAAAAUUCUGCUUGAAUCAAUUCAAACCCGAAGUUUUGGCCCAACAACAAACUACCGUGCUGCAUACCUUGGCAUUACUAAAGGAAACCAUUAGUGGUUUCAAAACCGAUGAUAUCCGUAGUGUUUGUGAGCAUUUGCUUUCGAUUAUGACUGCAGCCAAUAUUUUGGUACGCACAAAUUGCCUACAAACCUUGCAUGCUCUGUUCCUUUCACGCACCUCAAAUUUGAACGGAGUAUUGUGUGCUAAAUUACUAUCAGCCAUACAUGAAUAUCGUCCGGAUCGUUCAGAUUUUAGGCAAACUCUUGCCUGGAUUACCGUGUUGAAAGAAGGUCAUGUCCAUUUGGUCCAAUUGGAUUUGAAUUUGUGCAUAAAUGCCUUGCCACGUCUCAUGGAGAUUUUGAGUGGAGAUCUGUGGCUUUCGGACAGAAGUGAAAUUAUUAAUGGUGUAUCGAAUGCCAUUAAGGAAUUGUUGUAUGAAUGUGUCAAACCAGCCUGUGAGACUGAAGAAUUGUCUAAUAUCUACCGGGUGGCUAUAACAAAAAUAUUAGCUUCCAUCCACAAGGUGUUGAGUGCACCAUUUGGCGAAGUGGCCAAAUAUGUGGUGUUGACAUUUUCAAUCAUCUUUGAAGUUUGUGGUAAAUAUUUCACCAGAGAAUUGGCCCCUUCACUGGUGGAACUGGCCAAACGUUAUGAUACCCAAAGUGCAUUGAGAAUACAAAUUGAGCAUAGCAUUAUUGCGGCCAUUAAAAGUAUGGGUCCGGAAGUGGUAUUGAAAUCCAUACCCCUAACCAAUGCCAAGGGUGAUGUGGUUUUGGAAAAAUCUUGGCUUUUGCCAUUGUUAAGAGAGGGCGCCACUGGGGCAACAUUUAAAUUUUUCAAGGAAGUCAUUUUGGCUUUGGCCUUAGAUUGCAAUGUCAAAUGGCAUAAAUUUGCCGAAGAAAAGGAUGUACCAAUGGCCCAUACUUACGAGUUGCUGUGCUGUCAAUUAUGGGGUCUGUUUCCAGGUUUUUGUAGAGUACCUCGUGAUCCAGAAAACUUUAGAUUAAUUGCACCGACUUUGGGUAAUGCUCUUGAUAACAAUCCAGAGUUUAGAGCACCCAUAUUUGAUGGUCUCAUUGAGUUAAUACAAAAUGAGGAACAAACUGUGGUCCAUGAAUUGUUGGGGAAAUAUGCCAAGAACUUUUUACCGCGCCUUUUCAAUAUCUAUACACAAAAACCCAAUGGUACCUAUGAACAGGAUUUGAGGAAGAAGUCCUUGGAAGUUAUUAAGUUGUAUUUAACAAAAACCCCCGGUGAUAUGCUCAAAGAACUCUAUGAUACAGCCUAUAAACAGCUACAGGCCACCGCCGUUGGCACAUUUGAAUAUGAUUCUAUAUUUGAUAUUACCGCAGCCCUGGUACUCUUCCAAACAUGUGAAGUUAUUCGUGAAUUCUUCGAGAGCUACAUUGUGCCGGUACUAAUGAAAAAUGAGAAAUCAAAAUUGGUCACCAAGGAUGAGCAGAAAUUGAAGAAACAACAGCGCAAGACUUAUGAAUUAUUGCGUGACAUUUUAACCUCAGAGGCGGCAUCGUGCCAAAAAUUCACAAGGAAAAAUCUAGUGGCUCUGCAAAAGGUACUUGUGGAGGCCUUCACCACCAGCUGUGCUGUGUGUCAAGCUGCACGUUUGAGAUGCCUAAAAAUCCUCAUCGAAACCCGCAAAGGCCUUACCUAUAGGGAUAAAAUCAUCACCAAAACUUUACCAGAAGCUAUACUUAAUUACAAAGAAUUCUCCACACGAAAAGAAAAUGUUUCCGAGGAGAUUUUGAAAUUAAUUUUAAAUCUCUAUCAAGAAGCUGAGAAACUCAACGAUUUUGUUGAUAUAUUAACGGCAGGUUUUGCUGGAGAUGAAUCUUUAAUUACCAAUACCAUAUUAGCCUUCCGCACAGUAUUGGCCACACAUGGAAAACACUUGACAGUUAGUACAUUGGAAUUCAUAAUGGAACAAAUUGCUGUAUUUCUGGUACAAAAGUCAAGAUCUCAGGCUGAGGCAUCUGUGGCUUUCCUCAUCACAUUUAUUAAGGUUAUGCCAACACCGCUGGUAGCCAAUCAUUUGGAGACAAUUAUGAAAUCCCUAUCCGCCAUGGUCAAAGAUACCAAACGCUAUUGUCGCAUACAAAUUGGUUAUUUGUUGAAGAAGUUGUGCAAACGUUUCACCGCCGAAGAUUUGAUUAAAUUUGUACCCGGUGAUGAUGAAGUGACACACCGUCGCCUCCGAAAGAUACGCAAACAAUUGAGACGUGAUAAUCGCAAGAAACAGUCUGAAGAGGCUGGAAAAGACAGUGAUGAUGAGGCAUCAGAGGAAGAGUUUGUCAGCGGCUUGGAAAAGAAGAGUGUUACUAUUGAUGACAUUUUGGCCGACUCCGAUUCAGAUUUACCCGAAGAUAUGGAUGAAGAUGACACACCUGCCCGUGAUAAAUCGAAAUCGAAAAAAGAUCGUGAUACCUUUAUACGUGAAGAUCCUGAGGAUAUUGUCGAUUUGGCUGAUAUCAAAUCAAUUGGAAAUGUUUUGACCAACCGCCCACAAGCUGCUACAGACAAGUCUGGCAAAACAACAAAAUCCAAAGAUCCCAAUCGUGGUUUUAAGGUGGCUGAAGAUGGCCGUCUGAUAAUUGAUGAUAAAGCGCUGCGUGGUGGAGGUGGUGGUGAUAGUGAUUCAGAUGACAGUGAUGAUGACGAUGUUGAUGAUGAAAUGGAUGGCUCGAAGGCUGUUAAACGUGGCAUGGAAGACGAUUCCAGUGAUGAAGAAGAAUUGGCCUCCGCACCCAAUCGCAAACGCAAGGCUGGUGAUUCGAUGAGUAUGCGUUCGGGUAAAACAUCUGCCUCACGCUACACAGCCGGCGGCAAGGGUAUACACAGACCUUUGGGUGGUGCCAGCAGUGAUGCGGUGUCCAUGAAAUCGGGUUACUCCGCCAAAUCGGGCAAAUCCGCCAAAUCACAACAUACUGGAAGUGAAUACACACACAAGAAAGCUAAGGGUGAUAUGAAAAAGAAGGGCAAAUUGGAUCCAUAUGCUUAUAUACCACUAAGCAGGAAUACCUUGAAUAAGAGGAAACGAGCCAAACAUGCUGGAACAUUUAAAAAUAUUGUAAAUGCAGCCCGCAAGGGAGCUCUCAAGGGUGUCAAAAGCAAAGUGGCCAAAACCUAUAAGAAAUAGAGGGGAUGCUUUUGUUUUGCAGUGAUAAAAAAAAAAACCACAACACAGUUUGUAUAUUUAUUUUGCAAUGAAGUCCAAAACAAAAUCGAUAUAGAUUUAUUUUAUAAAACUAUAUGCUAUAGUUGAAUUAUGUUAAACAAUUUUUAUUUUAUUUCUAAUUUCAAGUUAUUUGAAUAAACGGAAAAAUCAAGAUACAUAUAACACAAGA
Messenger RNA from Musca domestica (house fly), 4395 nucleotides. Its product is annotated as RRP12-like protein. NCBI's taxonomy places the organism in Eukaryota, Metazoa, Arthropoda, Insecta, Diptera, Muscidae. The transcript is spliced from 12 exons. The record is from RefSeq and is a predicted model, not a curated record. The coding region runs from base 21 to 4187 and encodes 1388 amino acids.